Messenger RNA from Saccostrea echinata, 1606 nucleotides. RefSeq lists its product as uncharacterized. NCBI's taxonomy places the organism in Eukaryota, Metazoa, Mollusca, Bivalvia, Ostreida, Ostreidae. The transcript has 3 exons. The record is from RefSeq and is a predicted model, not a curated record. The coding region runs from base 58 to 1521 and encodes 487 amino acids.
UUGAAUUUUCAAGACCACUGUUUUAAACGGUCAUUUGGAAUUUAGACUCAAUUCAGAAUGAACGGCCUUACUGUGUUGUGCACAGUCCUUUUGUUAUCCACCCAAGCAUUAGGAAGAGGUAAAUCCGGUGGACUUUUGCAUGGCCUUCUUAGUGGACACCAAGCAGGUGGACCCGGUGGUAUUGCAGGACCAAAUCAGGGAGGAGCAGACCUCAUUCGACAGUUUCAAUCCUUCACACAACAGGGUGGUGGUAUAGGACGCGGUGGCUUAGGUGGAGGAGCAUUACCAGGCAUAGGACAAGGUGGUUUACCAGGUGGUUUAAGCGGAGGACCAAUCCAAAUUCCUGGCGGCGGUGCUGUUGGACUACAAGGUGGUUCAUUUGCUGCUGGUGCAUCAUCAUUUCAAAGUGGGUCAUCACCAUUCGCUGGAGGUGUAGGCUCUUUCCCAGGUGGCCCAGCUGGUCCUGGAAUAGGAGGACCAGGCGGUUUAUUUACUGGUCAAGGAGGAUUCCCUGGUGGAAGCCACGGUGGAGCCAAUGUCGUGCACAGCAAGACUCACAGUGGUUCUUCUCUGGUUUCUGGAAGUAUGACUGACAGUUUUGGAGGUGGACUUGGGUCUUCAUUAGGAGGACAAGAUGGUUUAGAGAGUCUCCUUGGUGGCUCGGGAUUUCUUGAAAAUCAGGGGGGUACCGGAGGAGCAGGUUUCUUGCAAAAUUUGCUCGGUGGAGCCAGUGGUCAGGGUGGUUUAGGAACCGGAAGUGGAGAUAUCUCAGGUCUUGGAAAUAGAUUCCAUGCGGGAUUUGGUGCUGAUUCCUUUUCCGGUCUUCAAGGUGGUCCACUUGGUGGAAGUAUAGGAGGACUUGGUAGUGGAUCAAGUGGGGGAUUUGACGCCUUAGCUGGACUUACUGGUGGUGCUGGUCACUCUUUAGGCCAAGGUUUAUUAGGGGGACCCCAAGGAGGCUCCUCCAUAGGUUUUGCUCAAACACUUGGAUCCUCAGGAGAGAGAAGUUUUGGUGGACAUGGUCUUGGUGGUAUAGGAAAGGCUGCAGGUGGACCUGGAGGUUUUGCUGGAGGACCCGGAGGUUUUGCUGGAGGACCUGGAGGGCUUGCUGGGGGUAUUGGAGGUCUUGCUGGCGGACCAGGAGGGAUUUCCGGUGGACCGGGUGGUUUUGGAGGUGGAAUUGGAGGCCUUGCCGGUGGACCGGGAGGUUUUGCUGGCGGAAUAGGAGGCCUUGCCGGUGGACCGGGAGGUUUUGCUGGCGGACCUGGAGGCCUUACCAGCGGACCUGGAGGCUUUCCUGGGGGACCUGGAGGCCUUGCUGGUGGACCUGGAGGCUUUGCUGGUGGACCUGGAGGUCUUGCUAGCGGACCUGGAGGCUUUGCAGGUGGACCUGGAAGUUUUGCUGGAGGACAAGGCGGAUUUGGGGGUAUAGGACGACCAGGUGGUCUCAGUGGAAUUGGAGGAAUUGGUGGCAUUGGAUCACAUGGAAUCGGCAAACCUAAGGCAAAGCCAGUUGGAUAAAUGUAUUUAUUGAACUUGUGUUUUGAGUCCCGCUGUUGAAUUUUACAAUUGUAGGUGAACUGUUAAAUAAAUCAAUGGUUUUAUU